AGGUCUUUGACUCACAUCUUCAAGUUUCGGUCCGUCAACUCCAAAGUAAUGACUGCUUCGUCUCCUUCACCGCCGAGCCAUUCGUCUAAAUGACCUGCUACACACUUUACCUUCAAAAAUGAUCCGCGACCAGGAAGCUACGGCUUACACAAGCUUUCAGAAUUCUUUCCUGCGUAGAUCCUCCCCUCCAGGCAGCCCUGCCAUCAAGAAGUGCUGCUACGAACACGGAGAAGGAAAGUACGCAGCACCAGCAGAACCGUCCUUCUUUUGUUGUUGUUACAGCUGCACCGGCAGUAAAAGUACUUCGUUUCUAACCACUUUAGGAGUGUGUUUUUUAGUAUUAGCUUAUACAAUAUUGGGCGCCUUCGUAUUUAUGGCCCUGGAAGGGGGAUUCUACCAGGAUGGUACGAAAAUGGCAGCGUCGAAGGGGGCUGUAGCUGAUGACGGUGAUGUGUUCAAAAAGCUGAGAUCAGAGACAGUGGAUAAAUUAUGGAGUAUCACCGAGAAUCUGAAUAUUCUCUACCGAGAAAAUUGGACAAGACUGGCUGCAGAGGAAGUUCUAAUGUUUCAAGACGAAUUGUUUAAAGUAAAAGAGUCUGAAGGGAGUGGCUCCUACGCUGGAUCUAGAAUAGGGACAAUGGCCUAUUACCAGAAGAACCAUAAAUGGAGUUUUAGUUCAAGCUUUUUGUACUCUCUGACACUUAUAACGACGAUAGGUUUAUCUGCAGUAGAUAGACAACCUGCGUUCUGGCACAUCCCCUAA
Molecule: messenger RNA, 763 nt
Organism: Diabrotica virgifera virgifera (western corn rootworm)
Lineage: Eukaryota; Metazoa; Arthropoda; Insecta; Coleoptera; Chrysomelidae
Exons: 4
Coding region: 119-763 (214 amino acids)
Biological process (GO): potassium ion transmembrane transport; stabilization of membrane potential
Cellular component (GO): membrane
Molecular function (GO): potassium ion leak channel activity
Source: RefSeq, a predicted model, not a curated record